AGGGUAUAGAACUGGAACUUGGAAAUGAAAUCUGAAACUGUAAAAAAAGAACCAGGAUCUGUGAAAAUGGAGUCAGGAACUGUCAAAUUAGAACCGGGAACUGUCAAAAUGGAACCAAGAACUGUCAAAUUAGAACCGGGAACUGUCAAAAUGGAAAUGGGAACUGUCAAAAUGGAACUUGGAACUAUCAAAACAGAAUCAGGACCCAUAGAAAAGGAAAAUUGUAAAACCCAAAUGGUGCCAAAUAAGAAAAAUACUGAGCAAUGUGUGAAUUCAAAAUCAGAACCAAAGAUUGGUACUCCCCAAGGAUCGCUAACCCCUUUUGAUGUAACAACAAAUAGACGUCCAAAAAGACAUUCAGCAAUGGUUUCAGAUGCUAAAAGGCGUGCCAUCUUUAAUUUGGAUAAUCAAGAUGAUGGUGAGCCAGUUGUCAAGACAACUAAAAGAUCACCUGUUUCAAAUCCUGUUCCAGUGAAGAAGAUGAAGAAUCAACAAUGUAAGAGAAGACAAACCAGAAAGAAGAAGACAAAAGUGGUGAGAAAAAAACAAGGAUCAAAAGGCCAGUAUGUCAUAGCUGAAGUCAAGAUCAACUCUGCUAUAACAAACCCCAUUGCCCCAGCAGCAAAGGAAAAAAUUGACACUCUUGUCCCACCUCAUUCAACUCCCAUAGCAAACUCAGAUCAAAUUGCCAAACCAUGUCCAAAUAAUGAAAUUGCCAUACCUGAAAACACAGACAUUCAAGAUGAGAAUAAAGGUGAUGACAAUGAUGUUGAAGCAGAAAAAACUGCCCAAAAGGCUGGUAAAGAAAAUAAAAAGCAAGUUGAUGAUGAUGACGAUUUCCUACCUGACCCAGAUGAUGCUGAUAGUGACACAGAUGAGUAUAUAGAAGAUGAUGACUUGCCAAGUGAUAUUGGUGCUGAUGAUGAAGUUAUUGAUGCUGACUCAGAUGAUGACUAUGUACCAGCCUCAUGUAAAUCCAAGAAGGCUGCAACUAAAAGAGGCGCAAUAAAUAAGUUCUCAGCCAUGUCAGCAACAUCAUCUAAUAGAGGCCAGCCCUAUUCAUCGUUGCCUAGUUGCACUGUUACCAAGGCAACUGCUGAAAUAAUUGAUGAGAUUGAUAUAUCUGAUUCCGCAGAAAUAGGAGAGAACUGUAGUAUCCUAGCAACCCCAUCAUCAAGCAAGAAAUCUAAAUCUGCAUUUGAUGUCCUGCGCGGGAAGAGUCUCCCAGAGCCUAAGACCCCCAAGGCGAAACAUAAUGCACGGUUCUACUUUAACCAGGAAAAUAGGGCAAGUGUCAAGGCUGACGUUGGGGGUCCAGCCAAGGUGGUCAACCAGGCACUUACUGAGAGAUGGAACAAACUCACAAUUGAAGAGAGAAGUGAAUAUGAAGCAAUGGCAAAUGCUGAUGCGAAACGUUUUAACAUUGAACGUGAGGAAUACCUUGCUGAAUUGAAGAGGAAUGAAGAAACCCUGGCUGCAGAGGAGAAAGAACGCCUAGCUGAGAAGGAGGAAAGAGAGGCGAACAUGGAGGCUGUGAAACUACAAGAAGGCAGCUUCCAGGACAUGUUGAAGUAUGUGAAGAAAAGCCGUAAAGCAUUCAAGGAGCUCAACAUAUUAGAUGAACAGACAGCUGCUGAACAACGUAAGAAUGAACUCUUGAAACUCCGUGUUCCCCAAGAUGCUGCUAACCUGAAGCAAAGUAUCAGCAACCAGAUUGCCAGUCAAAUGAAAUACUUCCAGGGGAUUAAAUAUCGAGGUGGAUCAAUUCGUAUUGAAAUUCCAAAUGUCUCCAAGGAAAUCUAUGAUCAUAUUUUCAAAGAUUCCUCACAUAUUAGUGACCCAGAUACAUUUUUCGGGAAAACAUUUUCUAAGACGCUACGAUAUGGCGCUGAACUGACCAUAACAAGUGGUUUAAGUGUUCGCUAUACCAAGACCAGCAGCCUGUUGGUCGUGUCUGGGGGCUAUGGCAUGGAUAACUGCGGAGGAGGAUGGGGCGGUGGUGGGUGGGGAAGAAGAAGAAGAAGGUGGGUGUUUCCUUUUUGA
Messenger RNA from Owenia fusiformis, 2043 nucleotides. NCBI's taxonomy places the organism in Eukaryota, Metazoa, Annelida, Polychaeta, Sabellida, Oweniidae. The record is from the annotation of a GenBank genome assembly.